AUGUUUCUGCAGGGCGUGUGUAGAUAUGUUUGGUUGCCUCUGCUGCUGCCACCUCUCUUACGAUCCGAGGAAAGUUGCUCCGAAGGUAUCCGGCGGAUAGGACUUCAUGAGCUGACUGCCAUGCAUGAGGCGCUGGAAUCAGAGGGUGCCGUUAUCGUGACCGGCGUGCAUCACACGGGCGGUACAUGGGAAGAGAAGGCAUCAGCCUUGCCGUCCCUCACUUUUCCGGGCCGCCUGGUCUCGAAGACCCCAAAGGUCCAAGGAAUCCACCUUGAACAUCAGCAUCUGAAGCAGAACCUGACGACGAAGCCCUUCGAACUCGUGGGCAAGCCUCUGCUGCCACACACAGACGGAUACAUCUAUGGCGAAUUUCUUCCCGACUACAUUGCAUUUGUGGUCGAAUCCCAAAGCGACACUGGUGGCCAGAACUUUGUCGUGGACGGGAACAAGGUUCUGGAAAGGCUAUGCGAGAAGAGCGGUACUGCAGAUGCACCGUCGCUUGACGCUUGCUUGCUGGUUAGGACACAAACUGUUGAUUUAACAGAGCGAUCUCCACCGGGCUAUGUGAAUGGUCGGGAGUUCAUUGCUCCACUCAUGCGGCACCAACAUCAGAGACUGCGUUUUCACCGACAGGUCUCCGUCCUUGCUUGUGAGGAUGCAGUAGACGAAGAUGGGGGGCUUCGUUCCAACCUGCGCCCAUACCAGAGCCUGUGGAGCGCGGUGGCACCAGCCCACGGGGGAGAUGGCCAUCAGCGCGAAGUGACUGAACUGCUUGAGGCUGUUGAUGCCGCUGUUCAGCAGGAGGCUGCUGCAGCUCCACGGUUUAUGCUGCAAGAGGGGGAGGCUCUCAUGAUCGACAACUAUCGGAUGCUGCAUGGCAGGGAGGGCUACCAUGGCACCACUGAGCGCAAGCUGUGGCGAGUCUGGUUCUGGACCAACGAGAGUAGUGGUAUCCCAGAGGGCAUGCCAGAGCUUGGUUCCGUCCUGGAUGCAGAGGAGCUAAGUAGCUGA
Molecule: messenger RNA, 1011 nt
Organism: Symbiodinium necroappetens
Lineage: Eukaryota; Dinophyceae; Suessiales; Symbiodiniaceae
Source: the annotation of a GenBank genome assembly